Molecule: messenger RNA, 1311 nt
Organism: Penicillium waksmanii
Lineage: Eukaryota; Fungi; Ascomycota; Eurotiomycetes; Eurotiales; Aspergillaceae
Exons: 4
Coding region: 1-1311 (436 amino acids)
Molecular function (GO): O-methyltransferase activity
Source: RefSeq, a predicted model, not a curated record
AUGACUGUCACACACGAGAACGGUACCAAUGGCACCAACGGUACCAAAGGUGCUAAUGGUGCAAAGGUUUCUCAAGAGGCCUUCGUUGAUGUUUCGUCGGCCAUUGCGACCUCAACCAACCUUCCAGAUCAUGUUCCGGCUUUACUCGAGAAGGUUGCUACAUCCGGCAAAGCUUUUAUUUCAGAUGAUACGAAGGCUCGCACAGAUCUCUUAGAUGCAGCUCGCGCUCUGGUCUACGCCACAGAGACACCCAGAGAGGCUAUGAUCCGGAUAGCCUGGUCGCAGUCCACUCUGUAUGCGUGUAUUGAAGCCGGUGUCGACAUGGGCUUGUUCACUGCUCUAUCUAAGGAUGACAAGCCCAAAAGUGCUUCAUCGCUAGCCGAGGCUGUUUCUGCCGAGCCCAAAAUGCUAGCUCGUAUCUUGAAGCACUUGUGUGCCAUGGGUGUGAUUCUUGAGACCGGCCCUGAUGAAUACCGCCGGACUGGAUUCUCUAUCUCUCUCAUGUCAGAGCGCUUUAGCGACGCCUAUCCAUGCAUCACGGACUGCAUCACCAAGGGUGUCAUGGCCCUCCCCAACCAUCUCAGGAAGACAAACCUUCGCAACCCGACAGACGGUACCAAUUCCGCAUUUCAACUUGGCUACGAUACCAAAGACCACUUUUUCGAAUUCCUCGGAACACAUCCGAUUGCCGCCAAACAAUUCAACAACCAUAUGUCUGCGUACCACCAGGGUCGUCCUAGCUGGAUGGAUGCCGGAUUUUAUGACGUGCCCGGACUUGCCGAGCGUGCCACGGAGGAUAACUGCGUUCUGAUUGUUGAUAUGGGUGGCUCCCUUGGCCACGAUCUGAGUGAACUCCGCCGCAAAUGGCCACACGUUCCUGGCCGCUUUGUUCUUCAGGAUCUUCCGGCCGUGAUUCAACAAGCGCAGACCAUGAACCUCCACCGAUCUAUUGAGCCCAUGGAGCAUGAUUUCUUCACCGAGCAACCUAUAAAGGGGGCCCGUGCGUAUUACAUGCAUUCGGUCCUUCACGACUGGCCCGACGAGAAGUGCAUUGAAAUUCUCAAGAACAUCGUCCCGGCUAUGAAGCCUGGAUAUAGUAAAAUCUUGAUCAACGAGAACGUCAUCCCUGAGACAAAUGCCUACUGGGAGACAACUUCAUUAGAUAUCAUCAUGAUGAGUGAUUUCGCAUCGAGUGAAAGAACCGCAGGCAACUGGCAUUCCCUGGUGGAAGCCGCUGGCCUCAAGAUCAGCAAAAUCUGGACCGUCCAACGUGGCGUGGAGAGCCUCAUUGAGUGUGAGCUUGCCGAGUAA